Molecule: messenger RNA, 2394 nt
Organism: Impatiens glandulifera
Lineage: Eukaryota; Viridiplantae; Streptophyta; Magnoliopsida; Ericales; Balsaminaceae
Product: heat shock protein 90-2
Exons: 3
Coding region: 94-2199 (701 amino acids)
Biological process (GO): protein folding; protein stabilization; cellular response to heat
Cellular component (GO): protein-containing complex; plasma membrane; cytosol
Molecular function (GO): ATP-dependent protein folding chaperone; ATP binding; ATP hydrolysis activity
Source: RefSeq, a predicted model, not a curated record
CAAGAAAAGCCCUAGCCGUCUUUACAUUACAUUUCUCUCUUCAGACAUUCUCAGUUUUCUCUUGCGAUCUGCACCACUUCAUUCAUUUCCACCAUGUCGGAAACCGAGACUUUCGCCUUCCAGGCCGAGAUCAACCAGCUCUUGAGUCUCAUCAUCAACACUUUCUACAGCAACAAAGAGAUCUUUCUCCGUGAACUUAUCAGCAACUCUUCUGAUGCUUUGGACAAGAUCCGUUUUGAGAGUUUGACUGAUAAGAGUAAGCUCGAUGCUCAACCAGAGCUCUUCAUACACAUUAUUCCUGACAAGACCAAUAACUCAUUGACCAUUAUUGAUAGUGGAGUUGGGAUGACAAAGUCUGAUUUGGUGAACAACCUUGGUACCAUUGCAAGAUCUGGUACUAAAGAGUUCAUGGAAGCUCUCUCCGCCGGUGCUGAUGUGAGUAUGAUUGGGCAAUUCGGAGUUGGGUUCUACUCGGCUUAUCUAGUUGCUGAGAAGGUUAUCGUCACCAGCAAGCACAAUGACGAUGAACAGUACGUAUGGGAAUCUCAAGCUGGUGGGUCUUUCACCAUCACCAGAGAUACUUCCGGUGAGGUUCUUGGACGUGGUACUAAGAUCACCCUUUACCUGAAGGAAGAUCAACUUGAAUACCUUGAGGAACGUAGAUUGAAAGACUUGAUCAAGAAGCAUUCUGAGUUCAUCAGCUACCCGAUUUCUCUCUGGGUUGAGAAGACAACCGAGAAGGAGAUCUCUGAUGAUGAGGAUGAAGAAGAAAAGAAGGAGGAUGAGGAAGGAAAGGUUGAAGAAGUUGAUGAGGAAAAGGAGAAGGAAGAAAAGAAAAAGAAGAAGAUCAAGGAGGUUUCUCAUGAAUGGUCGUUGGUUAACAAACAGAAACCUAUCUGGAUGAGGAAGCCAGAGGAGAUCACCAAGGAAGAAUACGCUGCUUUCUACAAGAGCCUGACUAACGAUUGGGAAGAGCAUUUGUCCGUUAAGCACUUCUCGGUCGAAGGCCAGCUCGAGUUCAAGGCUGUCCUCUUCGUCCCGAAGAGAGCCCCAUUCGACUUGUUCGACAACAAGAAGAAGCCCAACAACAUCAAGCUCUACGUCCGUCGUGUGUUCAUCAUGGACAACUGUGAGGACCUUAUCCCGGAGUAUCUCAGCUUCGUGAAGGGUAUAGUCGACUCUGAGGAUCUCCCACUUAACAUCUCCCGUGAGAUGCUACAACAAAACAAGAUCCUCAAGGUUAUCCGCAAGAACUUGGUGAAGAAAUGUCUCGAGAUGUUCUUCGAGAUUGCUGAGAACAAGGAGGACUACAACAAGUUCUAUGAAGCCUUUUCGAAGAACCUCAAGCUUGGAAUCCACGAAGAUUCCACCAACAAGGGGAAGAUUGCUGAGCUCCUCCGUUACCAUUCCACCAAGAGUGGUGACGAGAUGACGAGCUUGAAGGAUUAUGUUACCCGCAUGAAGGAGGGACAAGAGGAAAUCUUUUACAUUACUGGUGAGAGCAAGAAGGCUGUUGAGAACUCUCCUUUCUUGGAGAAGUUGAAGAAGAAGGGGUAUGAGGUUCUCUACAUGGUUGACGCCAUCGAUGAGUAUGCUGUCGGUCAGUUGAAGGAGUUUGAGGGUAAGAAGCUGGUGUCUGCGACCAAGGAAGGUUUGAAAUUGGGCGAAACCGAGGAUGAGAAGAAGAAGAGCGAGGCUUUGAAGGAGAAGUUCGAGGGUCUCUGCAAGGUGAUUAAGGAUGUUUUGGGUGACAAGGUUGAGAAGGUGGUUGUUUCUGACAGAGUUGUGGACUCGCCCUGCUGUUUGGUUACUGGGGAGUAUGGAUGGACUGCUAACAUGGAGAGGAUCAUGAAGGCGCAGGCUUUGAGGGACAGCAGUAUGGCUGGGUACAUGUCGAGCAAGAAGACAAUGGAGAUUAACCCGGAGAAUGUGAUCAUGGAGGAGCUGAGGAAGAGGGCUGAUGCUGACAAGAACGACAAGUCUGUUAAGGAUUUGGUGCUGUUGUUGUUCGAGACUGCCCUGCUUACUUCCGGGUUUAGCUUGGACGAGCCGAACACAUUUGGAAACAGGAUUCAUAGGAUGUUGAAAUUGGGGCUGAGCAUUGAUGAUGAUGAAGCUGGUGAAGGAGAUGAGGAGAUGCCUGCACUUGAGGAGACUGAUGCUGAUGCUGAUGGUAGCAAGAUGGAGGAGGUCGACUAAUUUGGUCGGUCUGAUUUGAUUUGGUCCAUGGGUUCUCUGAUUUAAGUUUCUAGGAGGGAGUUUUUUAAUCAUUAGUUUGAUGAACUGGGUUUUUUUUUAUCUUUUUUUUUUUUUUAUCUUUUUUAUAUUUUGAAGUGAGUUUGUGUUUCCGGUACUCUGGAUAAUUAUAUCAUUAUGAUUUUGUUAUCAAGUUAC